AUGGCCAUGCAUGGUGCCAUACGGUGCAGCAAAUGCUUCAACAGCACAGCAGAAGAACACGCAGUAUCAUUAGAGCUCCUGCAAAUGGGAUACGGUACUUGGUACUCUUCCAAGAUGGUUGGUAUCCGAGAUGAUGAAGCAUGGUAUGACAAUCUGGAGAAGCUCAAGCAAUUCAAGCAGAAGAAUGGACACUCCAGAGUUCCACGUGCUCAGCCACAACUGGGAGUGUGGGUGUCAAAUCAGCGGCAAAGGCAAAAUACGAUUCCCAAACAUCGAAUGGAUGCCAUUGAUGCCAUUGGAUUUUGUUGGUCACGUGAUGAAGCUUGGGAAACAAUGUAUGCUGAAUUGAAGAAAUUCCAAGAAAGGCAUGGUCACUGCAGGGUUCCAAUAGCAGGGAAACUAGGCAAGUGGGUCGCCAGGCAGCGGUUCUUUCACAGCGAAGGAAAGCUGAAUGAGGAGAGAUUUCAAAAGUUACACGGUAUUGGUUUUGCUUGGACUCUCAGAGAAACCGCUUCUGAUCCAUUGGGAGGUGAAUCGCUAGCCAUGUUUGCCAAUCUGCAGAAAUUCCAAGAAAAGCAUGGACCCUGCAAGGUACCAUUUUCAGAGGGAAAGUUAGGUAGUUGGGUCUCUACACAGCGAGGGCUUUUCAACAGAGGGAAGCUGAAUGAGGAGAGAUUUCAAAAGCUACAAGAGCUCCGUUUCACUUGGGUGUUAUGUGGCAAUUCUUCCUCUUGUGUGGCACAACCUAGACAAGGUACCCGAUCUCAAACAUCAAGGAUGGGAGGAGCUGCUGGUAAGAAGGGGAUAAUGGCUUUUGAUUUGGGUGAUGAUGAAGAUGAUGAUGACGAAGAUAGAGAUGACAUGGAAUCAAUAAAAGAAAAACAACAAGAGGCUGAUGAUGAACAGCCUUCUGAUGAAGAAAUGUCUAGCAAACCUCAAGCAAUGAAGCUCAAGAGAGCAACAAAAUGCCAACGUCACAAACUUCAAUGGUAUUCCAGGAAACUGAAAGCUACUCCCAAGAAGAAUGCUUCCACAGAAAAGGAUGACACCGAAUCCAUAACUGAAGACAAGGCUUCCAGGAGGAGAACUGCCGAAUUGGGGAUGGAAUCAGAAAAGGAGGAGGAAGGAGAGCAGAGCAUAGAGAUGGAAGUUUCGUGUGAUGAGGACAAUGAUGAUACCAGUAGUGACAUUGAAGGUGACAUUGAGGAAGAAGCUAGUAUUGGAAUUCCCAGAAGGGCCAAGGGUUCCCAACUUCAAAAGCUCCGCAAGCUGGUUGCUGCCCAGGAGACAAUCAUCAAAAACCAGAUUGAACGGCUGCACUACAAGAGAACAAUUAUCCGCAGUCAGAGAAGAGCCAUCAGAAAACAGAAAAGGAUAAUCAACAUGCGACAGAAAUUCAUCCAGAAGAUGCCCAUCAAAAUGGCUGUGCUGCAACAGCAAGUUGAGACAAUUCAACAAGAGCUUGCAGAUCUUCAGGGCUCAGGGCUUGACCUUUAG
Seminavis robusta is the source of this 1497-nucleotide messenger RNA. Lineage: Eukaryota; Bacillariophyta; Bacillariophyceae; Naviculales; Naviculaceae. The record is from the annotation of a GenBank genome assembly.